GACUUCCGACCGACGGUCCAAGCACAUCCCUGCACGUGCCAGCUUCUUCGCUCCCACUGCUCCUCUUUACUCCUCCUCAAUCCAUCGAAGCUGCCCCCACCUCCGCCCGCGAUCUCCACGCGCUUCGUCCGUCUGCUGCAUCCCCUCAGCCCCAGCCCCAAGCCAUGUCCUCCUCCGACAACCCCGACACGGUCACCGACCGCGCCUUCGGCUUCGGCAAGAACAAGGACGACGACAAGAAGAAGGAUGACAAGAAGAACGACGAAGAGGGCAACAGCGGCGGCGGGGGGUUCAUCGAGAAAGUGAAGGACUUCAUCCACGACAUCGGGGAGAAGAUCGAGGAAGCCGUCGGCUUCGGGAAGCCCACGGCCGACGUCUCCGGGAUCCACGUCCCGCACAUCGGUCUCGACGGCGCCGACUUCAUCGUCGACGUGCUCAUCAAGAACCCCAACCCGGUCCCCAUCCCGCUCGUCGACAUCGACUACCUCGUCGACAGCGACGGCCGGAAGCUGGUCUCCGGCCUCAUCCCGGACGCCGGCACCAUCCGCGCCCAUGGCCAGGAGACCGUCAAGAUCCCCAUCUCGCUCGUCUUCGCCGACAUCAAGAACACCUACAGGGACAUCCAGCCGGGCAGCAUCAUCCCUUACCUCGUCCGCGUCGUCCUCCUCGUCGACGUCCCCGUCUUCGGCCGCAUCAAGAUCCCGCUCGAGAAGUCCGGGAAAGUGCCGAUUCCUUACAAGCCUGACGUUGAUGUGGAUAAGAUCAAGUUCCAUCACUUCUCCUUCGAGGAGACCACGGCCACCAUCCACCUUAGCCUUGAGAACAAGAAUGACUUCGAUUUGGGCCUCAAUUUGCUCCAGUAUGAGAUGUGGCUUGGGGAUGAUAGGGUGGCUGAUGCUGAGCUUACUGAGACCACCAAGAUCGACAAGCAAGGGAUCACCAAGAUGCAGAUCCCAUUCACCUUCAGGCCCAAGGAUCUGGGCUCUGCUGUCUGGGACAUGAUCAGGGGCAGGGGCACUGGGUACACUAUCAAGGGCAAGAUCGAUGUCGAUACGCCCUUUGGGAACAUGAAGCUGCCCAUUAGCAAAGUCGGUGGAACCACUCGCCUCAAGAAGGACAGCGACGACGAUGAUGACGAGGAGUAAGUGCUGCUACUGAACAUACAGGAUAGUUAAGCAGGGAGCCGGAGAGGAUGCUGCAAGUGGGAUGACUACAUAUGCCCUUAGAACCAGCUGAAAACUCUUGCUUUAGCUUAUAUUAAAUAUGAUGGUACCUUUUUUUUUCAUUUCGUUGAACCUCAUCCGUGUUUAUGCUUCGGCGUGCAGUGUUCUUUGGGGCUGCUGAUACAGUUGCUCCCAGUGUGAAUGGAUUCUUUGUGUGUCAACUUUACUUCUAUCAGUGGAAACAAACUUGAGAAUAAAAUUCCAUCGCCCCUUGUUGUUU
Molecule: messenger RNA, 1443 nt
Organism: Brachypodium distachyon (stiff brome)
Lineage: Eukaryota; Viridiplantae; Streptophyta; Magnoliopsida; Poales; Poaceae
Exons: 3
Coding region: 165-1145 (326 amino acids)
Biological process (GO): response to desiccation
Cellular component (GO): cytosol
Source: RefSeq, a predicted model, not a curated record